AUGUCUGAAAGCAACACUCAAUUCACCUCUUCCGUCGUCUCCCAGGGCUCCUCCACAGUACAGAAGUCUGUGUCGGUAAACCUGAACGAGGAAUCGAUUCCGGACGCGAUCAAGCGAAUUGCGGACGAAGACCGCGACUUCAUCUUAGGAGAAGACGUCCCAGUGACUUCUUCCACCCAGCCUGGUUCGAGAACAUCACCCUUCUUCUCCGCCCAACAUUCCUCCUUCCCAACUCCCGCCUCAACAGAAUACGCCCCUCCGUCCGACGAUCCGCCUCCAGCCUACUAUUCCGCUGAAAACAUAUUCAAUGGUCUUCGCAACAACCACCAGCCCCAAGCAGGGCAAUCCAUGAGCUCCGACCCUAUGGCUUGUUAUGAUGGUGAUGAGGCCUGCUCCGAGGAGACAGCUGUAGUCGCCAACGCCAAGUACAAUAGGAGUAUGGUGCAAGUGCUUGCGUAG
Messenger RNA from Cryptococcus wingfieldii CBS 7118, 459 nucleotides. RefSeq lists its product as hypothetical. Bases 1 to 459 code for a protein of 152 amino acids. The record is from RefSeq and is a predicted model, not a curated record. The transcript is spliced from 3 exons. NCBI's taxonomy places the organism in Eukaryota, Fungi, Basidiomycota, Tremellomycetes, Tremellales, Cryptococcaceae.